CUCUGUUAACAAUAGUGAAGUGCACUAGAUGGCACCAUUUACGUAUCUUGACUGCAGCUGCCGAUGUUCUCGCAAAUUCCCGCGAUAAUUAGCGUCGACAGCACCCAGGAAUGGGUAUCUCCAGGGAUCACUGGCACAAGCGUCGUAAAACUGGUGGGAAAAGGAAGCCCUACCAUAAGAAAAGGAAGUAUGAACUGGGCCGCCCUCCUGCCAACACAAAGAUCGGUCCCCGCCGUAUUCACACAGUGCGUGUGCGGGGAGGCAAUAAGAAAUACCGCGCACUGAGACUGGACAGCGGGAACUUCGCCUGGGGCUCUGAGUGUUGCACUCGCAAAACCAGGAUCAUUGACGUUGUGUACAAUGCCUCCAACAAUGAGCUUGUGAGAACCAAGACCCUGGUGAAGAAUUGCAUUGUUCUGGUGGACAGCGCACCGUUCAGGCAGUGGUAUGAAGGUCACUACGCCAUUCCACUGGGCCGUAAGAAAGGGGCGAAGCUGACUCCAGAAGAGGAAGAGAUCUUGAACAAGAAGCGGUCAAAGAAGGUUCAGAAGAAGAUUGAUGGACGCAGGAAGAAGAGCAAGAUUAGCAGUUUGCUGGAGGAGCAGUUCCUGCAAGGCAAGCUUCUCGCCUGUAUUGCGUCCAGGCCUGGGCAGUGUGGCCGAGCAGACGGAUACAUCUUGGAAGGAAAAGAACUGGAGUUCUACCUCCGGAAGAUCAAAGCCAAGAAAGGCAAAUAGACUUAAGCAAUAUAACAAGAGCUCUACAGUAUGAGCACUUACGGGUGAAAAUGACUAUGAAUGUGAAAAAGAAAAUGUAACGAUUAAUGAUUUCCUAAUCAGCUAAAAAAAAAAAAAGCUUUUCCCUGAAACGUACAGCUUAAAAUAUACCGCACUUUCACUCACCUGUGUGAUCACUUCUGUAUCCCGCACUAACUGCACUUUUAAGUUAGAACUUACUAUUACUAAUUGGGUUUUUUGUUCUAUUUAGUCUUGUCGUUGUCGCUUUAGCUCAUGUUUUAGAGUCCAAAUUAGGUAAAUCAUACAUAAUGACAAUAAAAUGAUUAAAUCUUUAAGGUCAAUCAAAUUAGUGUGUAAAAUGUGAAAUUAUGAAUAAUUAUUUUCUCUGACUGUAUAAAACUAAAAGUUUAAAAUUCUAAAACAUAUAAAACUUAAAGUUGAAGUCUUAAAGGCUUCUGAGUGUAGAGCUCUGAUUACAUGAAACAAUAAAAUGUACUCAUUUCA
Messenger RNA from Labeo rohita (rohu), 1241 nucleotides. It is a transcript of the gene rps8b, whose product is annotated as ribosomal protein S8b. Gene Ontology annotation, biological process: translation; maturation of SSU-rRNA from tricistronic rRNA transcript (SSU-rRNA, 5.8S rRNA, LSU-rRNA). The record is from RefSeq and is a predicted model, not a curated record. NCBI's taxonomy places the organism in Eukaryota, Metazoa, Chordata, Actinopteri, Cypriniformes, Cyprinidae. Gene Ontology annotation, cellular component: cytosolic small ribosomal subunit; ribosome. The coding region runs from base 111 to 737 and encodes 208 amino acids. The transcript is spliced from 6 exons. Gene Ontology annotation, molecular function: structural constituent of ribosome.